This is a messenger RNA of Rhinocladiella mackenziei CBS 650.93, 1845 nucleotides long. RefSeq lists its product as uncharacterized. Gene Ontology annotation, biological process: regulation of DNA-templated transcription. Lineage: Eukaryota; Fungi; Ascomycota; Eurotiomycetes; Chaetothyriales; Herpotrichiellaceae. The transcript is spliced from 2 exons. Gene Ontology annotation, molecular function: DNA-binding transcription factor activity, RNA polymerase II-specific; zinc ion binding. The record is from RefSeq and is a predicted model, not a curated record. Bases 1 to 1845 code for a protein of 614 amino acids.
AUGUUGAUCGAAGAACGGUCCUUGAUAGAGAAGCCGAAGAGAACGCGAAAGACUCACAAUAAAGUCAGAACCGGAUGUCUGACCUGCAAGAUCCGGAGAAAGAAAUGCGAUGAAGAAAAACCCUUUUGCCGACGAUGUACAAGCACAGGUCGUAAAUGUGACGGCUAUGCCAGUCCAUCUCCACCACAAACAUUGACAUCAGAAGGUUCAUCUCCCAGCAUAGACGAACCUAGAACCAAACGUCAAAAGACCAACACAAGCGGCAAAGUUGCCAUCCCUCCCAUCACACCGACGAAGGGCAAAUCCCUAGACGAUGAAGAAUACACCCAACUCAUCCGCCCUCCUUCUCAUGUCCUCUUCGACACCGACAAUGAUUUCUUCUGCUUCGACUUCUUCCGACUACGCACCGGACCCGAGUUCGCCGCAUAUUUCGACAGCUCCGUCUGGCGCUCCUAUAUUGUCCGAGCAUGUUUUCAACAUCCUACCGUCCUCGCCGCCGCCGCGGCGGUCGGCGCUGUCCACCGAAGAUUCGAACUAGGCAUCUCACGCGAAGCGUUCGAAUACUGCGACCUCUCGGACAAACUAUAUCAAAAGGCACUCCGACGGCUGGCGAAUGACAUAGCUUCAGAUCAUCCCAAUGCGGCCGAGAUCAAUAUGGUGGUAAUGAAACUGUUCAGCAUCUUCGAGACAUUCCAGGGCAAUUAUGACCUGGCACAGAUGCACAUGACAUCUGGACUCAAAUUGCUCCUGAGUCGAAAAUCCCGCACGACAUACAGAGACACGCAAUAUCGAACCGUGGACAUCAAUUACGAAACCUUGCGAAAACUCUUCUUAAAGCUCGAGAUAGAAUCUGUUCGAAUGUUUGGUGGCCUGGCCAAAAUCCUCAGCGACCCAGAAGAAUCGGUACUGGAUCUUUCACUCGACCCAUUUUCGCGCGAUUCUCCUCCUUCUCUUCCCGAUCCGAAUCCUUAUGUGAUCCCGCAGGCCUUUUCGUCUCUUUCACAGGCCCGUGACGUCUUAUUUACGGAAGCAAAAUGGAUCUGGCACACCUGGACCCUUCUUGAACAAGGCCUACUCGCCGGAUCGGGGUUUUCCCGGCACCACACGCACAUUUCCCGCUUACUGCAAUGGUCGAUGGCCUAUGCCGAGUACUCGAAAAGCGAAGAUAGUCUGCGCAACCGUGGAGAUCGCCGUCUAGCACAUCUGUUAAAGGCAUACCGUGAGGCGUCGUAUCUUUUGCUUCUGACACAGAUGGCCUUCCAUUCCCCUGAGACGGGUGAGGUGAUUGUCCCCCUGUGCGAUCCCCCCGAGACAUGUGACUGUCAUAAGUCGUGCCGGACAUACGCCGAGAGAAAAGAAGCGCUCAACGCCCAUUUUGCCCGGCUUCUGGUGUUGAGCGAGAGUAUUUUCAACCAGUCAUCCUUCUUUGCGUACGAAGAACAUUCCCUCAGUGUAGACAGCGGAAUCGGACCGCCGCUGUACCUCGGUGCGGCGCAAUGUCGUUCCACCAAGGUUCGGCACCAGGUGACUUCGCUUCUAGAGGAGAGCGAGAUAAAGUCUCGUGUCUGGGAUACGCUGGGCGUAUAUACGAUUGCGGAGAAGAUGUCGAGUGUUGAGGAACAUGCCGUGGUGGGUUGUGGGGCGGUCGCGGAAGAGUUGAACCCCAAGUGGGUGGACAUCACGUUCUUCCUAGAUGAGAGGAUGGUGUUGCUGAGGUAUUGUACGGCCGAUAAGGAGGGGCAGGGCGCGAAGAUCAGGGGGACAGGUCUUGUCAGUGAGGAUUAUACCGGGAGUGGGAGUGGGGGGUUGAUUUGGACGCAGGAGUGGAUUACCUUUAAAUCAUGA